ACGAUCUUGCUGAGUUUACUGUCACUGUCAGUUUUGUAUGUCAAUGAAGAUGGCGAGCCCAGUAAUCCGCGUAAUCAACCCAGAUGCCCCUCCAUAUCGUCAGCAGGCCGUAUUGGUGGCGACAAAAGAGGCCCGUUACUAUCGGGAGAAAAGGAUGCUCUUUCCCAAACCUCCACAGGAGCUGCGGAACCAGGCUACAGCCUUGGCUCAUGCAGAGAAGCUCCUUCGAGCGGAGGGUAUCCACACUCCUUCGCGUCAGCUGUGCCUGGGAAAGCUGGUGAUACCAUUUGGCCAGUAUGAAAACGCAUCUUUUCACUGGCUUGUGGAAAACGAUGUGGGCUACUUGAAGUAUAUACUUGACAAGCACAGAUCAGAGGAGACCACUCAACAUAGGGAGGGAGAGAGAGUGAACCAGGGAGUGAAAGACUACCUCAAUGAAUAUGCAGAGAGUUUCCCACAAGUCUGCAUUCUCCUGGAGGCCAACAUCGACAGGUGUAUUUACGGUCAGAGAGGGUUUGAGGAAAGCACCUUUCAGGAGAUGUGGACUCUCUACAGCAAGUACCCCACCCAAAAGGACAGGCCAGAGCUAUUCAGUGAGGAGGAGAAGGAGAUAAUAAAGAAAGCAUACAGUUCUGUGAGGAGGUGGCUGCACACACCAGUGACCCACAUCACAAGUGUGCAGAUGAAGCGGUUCAGGAAAUAUAUUGUUGACAAGGAGCAACAACCGCAGGCAAGCACCUCCAAGUGUGAUCCUUCAUCAUGGCCAGGGGACGACAGUGAACUGUUAGCUGCAAGCCAGGCUGUUGAAGACACAAUCAAACAGUUCGAGCCCCCUGUCCGGCCCAAGCAGCCCGAGCCCCUGUCCGGCCCAAGAAGCCCGAGCCCCCCUGUCCGGCCCAAGAAGCUUGAACCCGCUGUCCGGCCCAAGCAGCCCGAGCCCGCUGUCCGGCCCAAGAAGCCCGAGCCCGCUGUCCGGCCCAAGCAGCCCGGAGCCCGCUGUCCGGCCCAAGAAGCCCGAGCCCGCUGUCCGGCCCAAGCAGCCCGAGCCCGCUGUCCGGCCCAAACAGCCCGAGCCCCCUGUCCGGCCCAAACAGCCCGAGCCCCUGGCCAACUCACAGAGUCCCCGUCCACAGCACAGGAUCAUGAGGGUCAGCCUUUUCCCACGGAAUCACCUCUGAGUGACUCCCCUGUGGAGCUAGAGGGUUGGGUGCGUCUGUGGGAAAACCCCAAUGGCAUCCCAUCUGCAGACAUUUCCUGGCUCAAAGACCACAAUGAAAGAGGGCUGUUCACACCCGUUCAAAUCUAUAAGGACAAAAGUGUUUUUUCGAGUCGUGUUUUUGUGUGGCGUCCUGUUGGAGUGUGGAGGUACUCCCUGAAGUGUCCUCGAGGGGAUCAGUGUCUGGGUAGAGGACGGAACGUGCACCUCUACAAGUCUGGCUAUCACCACCGGGUACGUCACAUCUGUGACGUGUCCACCUGGUACACCAUGCUCACUGAGGUCCUGUGCUGUGGACCAUGUACAAAAGCGGCCAGAAGCGGAGAAGGUGGCACAAUGGGUCGGUGGCUUGCGUGGGAUGCCGCUAUUUUGUCCCAGCUUAGCGAGGCUCACCAAGCUAUGUUCCCUGCCAUCCUCACCAGCAAGCGUGGCGUGGAUAGGACUGUUGUGCGCCUUCUGAGGGACCGGACGGAAGGGAACACCAUGGUCAAGGUGUGGCGGCAGAUACAGGAGAACCACGUUGAAGAGUACCUUCAGCGUAAGGACCUGUACACCACACUCCUCAUGACUGUCGUGAAACCUGGAGGGAUCGUUUCUGCACUAAGGCACACUUUCCAGGCUCCACCUCCUCCAAGAGAGCUCCCCUCCGCGCGGCUCCUGCGCCACGCCUUCCUGCUGGCGGAGGCCAACAACGUGCAGGAUUACCGGAGCCAGAUCCUCUCCACUUUUGGCACUGUGCUGAAAAUGGAUUCCACCAAGAAAGUGGUGAAGAAGCUGUCUGGGGAGGGUGGAGGCUCAGCUGAGUGGUUCACCAGCAUCGGAAACGAGCACUCCCAGAUAGUUUCAUUUGUGCUGACCUGUGAGGAGUCCACAGAGAAGCUGAAACCGAUGUGCCUUGGGGUCAUGGAGAGGUUCCGGCUGGCCAAUCAACCAGUCCCAAAAAUGAUAUACGUGGACCGUGGGUGUUGCCGUGCGCAGGGCCCAACAGCGCUGGGGAUUUUGUUCCAGCCUUGGGUGGACAACGGGAUGGUUGUGCGUCUGGACAUCUUUCACUGGAUCCACCGGUUUGAUGCAGCCAUACGCACAGAGUCCCACUCGAAGUAUGCUGCAUUCAAGUCUGCGCUAGCUGGGGGAGUGCUGGCCUAUAACCGCUCAGACCUGGAGCUGCUCAUCAAGGCCAUGAGAGCCAAGGACCCGGCAACGCUGAUGACUGUGUCAGAUGAGGAUAUUGUCCGCCUCUACAUUACCAGGGAGCACCUCAAACACCACGUGCGAAGGGUCACACUGGGAGCUCAGGAAACAUUCCGGCUCAUCCAUCUGGCCAUUGAGGAGCUGAAAGGUCCCGCAGGGCUGGACGAGAGCGGAGUGAGCCUUUUCAAAACACCUGAGGCCAUUGAUGAGAUGUGGGCAGGCCAGCAGCGACACCUGGAGUGCAUCCAGGAUCCACCAGACAUGAACAUGUAUAGGGUGGCGCGUACCACAACCAUUAACAAUGUGGACCUACCCUACUACAAAUGUCUGCGUGGAAGCAACAGCCUGGAAGGAUUCCACAAAGCUCUGCCGAACAUGAUUCCAGGUCCCCACUGUGCAGCACGGCCCUAUCAGGUUUACCUGAUCAGUGGCAUUGCACGGUGGAACUCUGACAGGAGCGGGGAUGCCGUGUUUGGUGGCAAAGGACGGCACCACAGGACCUAUUCGGCGCCGCUGAUUGAUCGCCUCAACGCUCGCUGUCAGCAGCUGUUCGGAGAGACUGUGGAGGAGAAUUUCCGGGCCCCUGCUGAUGUCUCUUCCAACGAGCUGCUCGGGUUGGAGUACCUGUUCAGCCAGAGCACGGGGGAAUCUGGGCCCUUCUCUCUUCAGGACAUUGUCAACGAUGGACCUGGUCCAGAAGAGGAGGUGCUCCGACCUGGGCAGCCUGAUCCAGAUGACGCAGACGAGGCGUACCAGAGCGAUGUGGAGGCACACGACCGUGCGCUGGAUGCCGUCCUGCCCCACAUCACACUCACCAGCGACGAAACCGCCACUGUUCACCCUCCGGCCUUUGAGGAUGCCUGCAGUCCAAACCCUCUUCCUGGCUUUCCUAAGUUGGAAAUGUUCUGCUCUGUGCUGGUGGAGAUUGGCCUGGCAGAAGAAAAGCUGUCACUCACCACCGAGCAGAGAAACCAGGUCCUUAAAGCCUGGAAUGCCGUGGAGGAGCAUGACAAGCAGCCACAAAAGUUCAACCAGUUGUACAGAACACACUGGGGCAACACCCUCUACUGCCGCACAAAAAGGGACGAUCUUGUUGACGCUGCUCUGAUACAGAGGGUAAAGAUGGCCAAGCGCUACGCACCAGCGCAACAGGACAUCAGUGCUCAGCACAACAGGCUGAUGUACACGCUGGUGAAACUGUUGUGGUUGCGCUCACGCUCACCUCAAGGCUCUCGCAACAGUCCUGAGAAGAGAACCCUCUUGAAGGCGUACGAGCGAGUCCAGCACCGGAUUUUAGUGGAGGAUCCAGUCCUGUGCAAAGCAGGCAUUCCUCUACCCAAGAUUAACAGCAAGACUGUGCAGGACUUUAUCCGUCGCCAAGAGAGGCUCCUCAACUUGCACGCCACAAAACAGCCCUCCACCAUCACUAAGACCACCUCCAUCUCAUCUGCAGACCUUCCACCAGCACCACAUCAGCCUGCAGUCCUCCCUCCACCAGACUACCCCCUGAUGGAAUAUGUGCCCACACCCAGCACAGCAGGGACCAAGGUGUUAAAGGGAAGGACAGAUAUGAUGGCACCACUCUCCCGGCCUCAGCCACCGAUGCCACAUUUGCUACUGCCACCACCAGUGAGAAAACCCAACGCCCCCUCUACCAUCAACAGACCUGUGCCCUCCCUCUCUGCAUCUACAGCAACCCCAGGAAUUGCUGGCCCCUCCACAUGGCCCAUAAUGCCUGCUAGUGAGGCAAAUCCAGGGAUUGAUGGUCCACCUAAAUCAGUCCCUCCAACUCUGCCCAAAAUGCCUACUACAAUUGGCACAGCACACAGUAGUAGUACUUCAUUCUGGGCAAGAGCUACGCAAUUCAAGCGGAAGCAUAAGGAACACUCCUCAGAAGUAGGAGCCAAAGUGUCAAGGGUGCAAAAUCUCCCUGUCUGUACACUCUGUGGCCAAACAACCCAGGGACAUAAAAAAUACAAAAAAAAGAGUUUCUGCCCUACAAAUAUGAUGUCCCCAUCAAAAGGUCUGGACAACAAAGUGUACAGCAGCUACGAACACUUCACCUCUGUUGUUGACAAGUUGUAGUAAUAUAAAUAUGUUGUAAUAAAUCUGUAAAUAUGGGACGGUUGCAUUGUACAUAUGGUAAAUAGGCUUUGAUUUUAUGACAUUUUAUAUUGUCUAACUUAUAUUGUCUACACUGUAGUGCUGUGUUUUUUAUAAGUGUUCCCCAAUAUACAUGCACUUUAUUCAUUAAAGUGGUCAGUGCUACAGUAACAGUUGUGGAAUAUCAAUUAAUGAAUUGAACAAUGGGGUUAUAUUUGUAUGUAUCAAAACAUAAAGACACAGAUAAAGUAA
This is a messenger RNA of Coregonus clupeaformis (lake whitefish), 4762 nucleotides long. RefSeq lists its product as uncharacterized. The record is from RefSeq and is a predicted model, not a curated record. The coding region runs from base 38 to 4492 and encodes 1484 amino acids. The transcript is spliced from 12 exons. NCBI's taxonomy places the organism in Eukaryota, Metazoa, Chordata, Actinopteri, Salmoniformes, Salmonidae.